AUGAACAAGAAGUAUGUGUAUUGGGAGAAACAGGGCAACGACCGUAUGUGCGGUCUUCAUUGCAUAAACGCCAUCCUGCAGGGUCCUCACUACAGCGAAGACGUCGUGGCCACCAUCGGUAGAGAAAUCGACGAGAAGGAACGGGAGUUCCUGAAGAGCAGCGGAGGAGCUGGGGAAAAUGAUAUGAAUGAACUGAUGAGAAGGAAUUCAUCCAACGUCUUGGACGACGGAUUUAUAAAUAUCUCAGUUCUCAUUGAAUGUUUAAGGAGAAAAAAUAUUUCUGUAAAAAAUACAUUUGAAGAUGACUUAAAAAAAAUUUUAUCAAGUGACCACCAAGACAUAGGGUACAUUUGUAAUUUGCAGCAACACUGGUUCUGUAUAAGAAAAAUAUACAACACAUGGUAUGUUUUGGAUAGCUUGAAAAGUGGUCCCCUCUACAUAAAGGAUAUCAAUUUAAAAUAUUAUUUCAAUGAUAUUAUUAAUAAGUACCAUGUGUUUUCUGUUCAGAACAUGAAUCCUUAUGUGUCUUUACCGAAAGCGGAUAUUAAUUUUGUAACUAGGAAUCGUAAUCAAUUUUAUUUAUGCACAAGUGAGAUUUCUGAAAUAUCUGGAGUAUCCUCCAAUGGGUUUAUAAUGGAAGAAAGGGUUAGUUCCGGUAGCCCUGUGGACAAGAGCUCUUUUUUUUCGUCCACUGGAAAGGAUAAACCUAAUAAGUUUAAGUGGCCCGAGGGUGGGGGGCGGAAGUUGAAUGACCAAGAGGGGAGCGAUCUCGUGGGUGUUGGUGGAGGCGCCUUUCCCUCCUCUGUGAAUGAUCCGGACGAUGAGCUACAGAUGGCUCUUCGGCUCUCCAUGGAGGAGUACGUUAAGAAUUUACCACCACCACCACCAGAAGCAUCCACUGCGGAAAAUUGCAUUAACAUUAUGAUUAAACUUUCGAAUGGGAAAAUCCACAGGCGGUUCUGCAACACGGAGACCUUGGCGGACAUCUUCUAUUGGCUCGAGUACGAAUGGGUCAACGGUCUGGAGCUAGGUCCUUCUCUGCUACUCAGAAGUAGCUACAACCUUUACCAAAUAUAUCCGCGGAGGAAGUUUUGCAAGUACCAAAAUGGGACGAUAGAGCUGCAGACGGGGGAUAAGGUGGAACAAGUGCAGGACACACCCCUACUGGACUUGAAGUUCGAGAAGGAAGAGUCGUUCAUAUUGUCUUAA
Messenger RNA from Plasmodium knowlesi strain H, 1209 nucleotides. RefSeq lists its product as uncharacterized. Gene Ontology annotation, molecular function: protein binding; cysteine-type deubiquitinase activity. Gene Ontology annotation, biological process: protein deubiquitination. The coding region runs from base 1 to 1209 and encodes 402 amino acids. The record is from RefSeq and is a predicted model, not a curated record. Gene Ontology annotation, cellular component: nucleus. The transcript has 6 exons. NCBI's taxonomy places the organism in Eukaryota, Apicomplexa, Aconoidasida, Haemosporida, Plasmodiidae.